UUAGAUGCAGCCAGCGUGGGGUGCUGUGUGGAUCAGAGAGGUGUUUGCGGUCUCUGCAUAGAUUCAGAGGAGAAACCGGGUGAAGAGAAGGUGGAAAGGACAAUGCCGUUUCACAUCGUUUUUCAUUUCUUAUUUUUAUUAAAUGAGUCUUCGGUUAUAGGGAAUGCAGCGCAGAUUUAUCCUUUUUAGAUUAUUGACAUCGUUAUUUCGGAUUCAGCCCUCGUAUAGCUACGGACGCACCCCGCCACCGGCUCCUCACCCUUGGCAGCAUCUAUUUCAGGGAUACAUUAUAGCGCACUGUACAUUAAUGUUCUAACCAGCUUGUAAUGUAGGCCGCUCUGAUCAGGGCUAUUCACUGAUUUUUAAGCUAAUCUUUUUAAAUAAUUUCUACCGCCGGGCCAUCCUGUUGCCUUCGACUGAAUUUUAAAUGUUUCUCUGGAUGUGACGGUCCUCUGUAUUUUCUCUCUUUUUUUGGCCGCCGCAUGAAUUCUCCCACCGGAUCCACGUCGGUGUAUGCUGCUGCUGUCCUCCUCAUCCUCCUCCUCCUCCUCCGGCUGACUGUCGAAGAGGGCACUACCCUCAUUCCUGACGUUAAAGACAUUUUGAUCGUCCUCCCCGGUUCCCCCCACCCGGACAUCACACCACCUGCCUUCCCGUCCACCACCACCUCUUCCGUAACAUGUCGGGACAGUCUUUGACGGACCGGAUCGCCGCCGCGCAGCACAGCAUGACCGGGUCUGCCAUCAGCAAAGCCGUCUGCAAGGCCACGACGCAUGAAGUCAGCGGACCCAAGAAGAAACACCUUGACUACCUGAUCCAGUGUACCAAUGAGCUGAACGUCAACAUCCCCCACCUGGCAGACACACUGCUGGAGCGCACAGCUAGCAACAGCUGGAUUGUGGUUUUCAAAGCGCUCAUCACCACACACCACCUCAUGAUGUAUGGCAAUGAGAGAUUGAUGCAGUACCUUGCCUCCAGAAACACGCUCUUCAACCUCAACAACUUUCUAGAUAAGGCUGCAUUACAAGGAUAUAACAUGUCAACCUUCAUCAGACGCUACAGCCGCUACCUUAAUGAGAAAGCCAUGUCCUACAGGCUAGCAGCAAUGGACUUCACCAAGAUGAAGAGAGGGGCUGAUGGUGUGAUGCGCACUAUGAACACAGAGAAGCUGAUCAAGACUCUGCCCAUCAUUCAGAACCAGCUGGAUGCACUGCUGGAUUUCCAGCCAAACUCCAACGAGCUGACCAACGGGGUGAUCAACACAGCUUUCAUGUUGCUGUUUAAAGACUCCAUACGAUUGUUUGCUGCUUACAACGAGGGCGUCAUCAACAUGUUGGAGAAAUACUUUGACAUGAAGAAAAACCAGUGCAAAGAAGCUUUGGAGAUCUACAAGACCUUCCUCAACAGGAUGACCAAACUGUCUGAGUUUCUCAAAGUGGCAGAGCGAGUUGGGAUAGAUCAGGGCGACAGCCCCGAUCUCACACAGGCUCCCAGCUCUCUCCUGGAGGCUCUGGAGCAGCAUUUAGCUUCUCUAGAGGGCAGGAAGCUCAAGGACCUGUCCACUGCCAGCAGAUCCAGCACCUUGUCCAGUGCAGUGUCGUCUCUGUCCAGCACGGGGAUCUCUCUUAGCCGUAUGGAUGACAAGACAGAAGACAACAGACUUCAGCAACACAAGGAGGACGGUCAUAAGGUGAUCGACAUUCAGACGCCCAAUGUUUCACCCAGCACCCAGUCAGUGGGCAGUGCCAACAGUAGUGGAGGGGUCACAGAUCUUUUCUCCAACUCACCCAUCGUCCCCAUUAACAACCAUGUGCCAAAUUUCACCAGUGAGCUGUUCACCCUCCAGCCUAACUUCACCCCCAUCCAGACCACACACACUGUGCCCAAUAAUAACAAUGCCUGGGGAGGUGACUUGCUAAAGCCAUCCCCACCUACUCAGAUUCACAGCCCAGGAGUCCCAUUGCAUUCGGGGAAAAUGCUGCCCAGUGAUUUGGACUCUUCAUUAGCAAACCUGGUUGGCAACCUGCAGUUUGGGGGAACGCCAGCUAAAAAGCCAGAGUUCCAGUGGAGUCAGCUGGUAGAAAAGAAACCCACAGCAGGAAGUGGGUGGCAGUCAAAGACCAUGUGCACCAGUACCAACUGGACUCACACCACCCAUCCCAUGACACCUGCACCGAUGCCAGUCCCUCAGAUGAAUGGGAUGAUCUAUACUGGAUAUGCUCCAGCACCAGUGGCUUUUCCUAUGACGACACCCCAAGUGCCUGUGUAUGGAAUGCUCCCUCCUCAGAUGAGUCAUCAGAUGGGGGGCGUUCCCAUGAUGCCCCCACAGCCUGUCAUGUACAACCAGCCUGUCCUGAGACCCACCAAUCCGUUUGGACCUAUCCCGGGAACACAGAUGCACUUCAUGUAGGGGUGAUGAUGUAGCCAUGGCAGCAAAGCUGAGAGGAAAGAGGCAAGUGAAAGAAAUGGAGAGAAACCGUUGACGGCGUACACAAAUCCAGAACCAAAUUCAGUGCAGGAGGAAGAAAGAAGAGGGCAGAGAGGGAGAGGGAGGCGAGAGGACCAGAGGAUGGAUAAAAGAUGAAAUGCUGAUGUCAGUUUAAUGUCACAUAUUCCUCUAAUCUCUUCUUCUCUCUUCAUGCGGCUACUGAUCUCGCUGUGUUUGAACCUGUGAGUACAGUGCUGGGGCACCAGAGGCUCCGCAUCCGCCUCACUCAUCCUAUGUUUAAUUUGCCACUUCAGAUGGCAAUUAUGACCUACUGCUGACAAUACGACGACUGACAGCUAAAUGGAAGUUUUGAAGCAAUUUUGCCAUUUUCAGACUCCUACAUAAUUUCUUGAUAAAAGCUUAUCCAUGUCUCUCUCCACUCCACCACUGAGUCAAACUUGGAGGACACACGUCUCUUUCUCUGAUUGGAUCGUUUGCUGGCACUUUACUCAAUGUGAACUUUGCCAAGGGUGUGUUUCUGUGUAGGUGACUUUAGCACUUGUUCAGAUUGGUUCCUGGCUGCGUGUCAUCCAUGACCUGAUUUUUUAAGUUAAUAAUUUGAAUGCGUGCGUGCCCCUUUUUCUACAUUUUAGCGUGCUGCAUCAACAUUGAUUUCUCUUAAUGAACUCCAUUUGUUCUUAAAUGCGUAAAACAAUGAUUUGUGGGCAUGCUUGUGUGAUUGUAGAUGGGUGUAGCUGUCUAGAGUGUGAACUGUCUCUUUCGGUACCUGAUGUCAUUACUGUGUUGCCAGGUGCCAAUGUGUUACUGCACUGGAACUAACUGAUGAAAGCACUGAUCCAGACCUAGUUGUCACAUUUGGAUGUAAACAAACCUCUCACACCAACUUUGCUAAUUGGGGAUGUGCUGUACACUGUUUUUUCUUUCUUUUAGUUUUUUUUUUGUUUGUUUCCUUCUCUACAGCUGUGCAAUAUUGUGCAAUCUCAUAACUGUCUUUUUCACACAUCUGUAGCCUGUUUAGAGGCUUUUUUUCUGCUGUAGUGUUGUACUUUUUGGAUGUCCUUAUUGGGACAUUAAUGUAGAAAAUGCUUUUUACUUAUUUGGUUGUUUAUAACAUUCUGUUAUACCUGUACUGCUCUAAUAGUGAACAAUGCACUGAGAGGCACAUAAGAGAGGUGGGUAGAUAUAUGGAAAGUGAUUCUCUGUCUAACCAAUCAGAAACAGUAUGAUUUCCUUCCUGUCCUGGGCAUUUGUCCUAUCCAAAAUAAGCCUCCUGUCAAGUUAACUUAAUCUCAGAAAAACAAGAUUAGUGUAAUCACUAUAGUACAUGUCAAUCCAAAAACUAGAGGACUUUUAAACACUCUUAUUAUAGAAACGGAAACAUACAUCUAAACUUAGCAUUUAAGGACAGGACAGCUAUAGGUCAUUGAGAGAAGUCUGGUGAAUGCCAGAACCAUCGAAAAGUGACUAAGGGUAAUGUCUUUCGAUCUUGACCUGAGCAAUGCCUGUGGUGACAGAGUACAGAUUAAUUCAGACAGCCAGAGACUAGGAGGCUUUAAUGAGGCAUUAAAUGUUAAUUUUCCAACAGAUCCAAGGUCAAAUCAGACCCACAGUCCAAUGAUAUAUAUAUAAAUAUAUACACACACAUAUAUAUAGCACAAACCUUCGAAGAGGGGACAAUGCUCUGCUGCACAAAAACCUAAAAAUCAUUGCUGGGAUGUACAGUUGAAAGGGGCAAUAAUUGAUUGGGGAUGAAGUCGUUUUCUAUUGAUUGUGUCUGUUCUAUGUACAUGUACUGUAUGUGUUUGUGUGCACAUGCCUUCACAUAGAGAUAAACAGGGUCAUGUUACUCGGUUAGAGAUUGAAAGUCUCUAAGUGAGUUGGUAGCGUGUACUAACUUAGCAUAGUGUUUUUGUGACUGUGUCCGAGUCUGUACAACACAUCAAUUUAAGGUGGCUUAAGGAUUACUCAUCUGCUAAAAAAAAAAAAACAAGGCUUGGAGUCAAAAGUGCAUCUGAGCCGAACCUCUCCUGAAGAAUGAAGGUGCGCAAGCUGGUGAUUUCUAACAAAAAGCAUCUAAAAAUUGCAACUUUAUGUUGGUGUGUUGUUGUGAUUCAUGACUGAACUGCAACUGAUGGCUACCCAAACAACAGACUCCCUGCAGCUACAACUCUACCAGCAGAGAGACGCUUGUGUUAGAAAUCAUCACCGAGCAGGCAGAUAUUCUCCGAGGUGUCACCUUUCAAUGAACAUCUAACUAAGAGGUCAACUUUUGUUUAACUCUUCUCCAUUAUUCCUUGUUCCAGUGGUUUGUCUUUCUCUGUCAGCUGAAUGCUUUCAUCACUCGGCACUUCAGUUCCACUAUAGAGCUCAAUCCAUCCUGGGCCAACCUCUGACUGUUACCGUGUCCCCUCUGUAUAUAGGUAAUGCUGUUCAUGUGUUUUUAGACGUGCUCUCUGUAAAGUGAUUGAAGCCCCAUUGGAUGACUUACUGUACGUGGGAAAUUUUAUUGCUGUAUCUGUGUUUGAAUGGUUGUAAUUAGAAGGUGUCAUCAUCCAGGGAUGGGUGGGUGGGCAGGGUUGAUGUUUGUGUCCAUCACAAGGAGGAAGUGGGUGGGGUUGGGAGGGCCGGGGUGGGUCAGUGGUAAACUAUCACAACUGGUCUAUACCAAGAGUGUCUUCAUCAAGGAAGUGGACAGGACAGGGUCUGUCCUCUUCAAAACAGGAACAUUUUUUUGCACCAAAGUCAUCAUCAAAGCGCAGCUUCUUCUUAUUCAAGGUCACGAAGGAUGGAUGAUAUCAGAACUACAAAGAUAUUUUUUUUGUUUUAUUAUUUUCAACAGACAAAGAAACUGUCUCUUUUGCAUGAUUAAGUGUCGUCUUUUUAUUGGCUCGUGUGCCCGGUAAAAGCAUGACCAUUGUGUGAACUCUCUCUUACCGGUGUGUUUGGAAAAAUGUUAAGGAAAUUUCUCCAUGAGAUUUUUUUUUUUACUUACCUCUUGACAUGAACAUUCAUUGACAUUCAUAAUCAGCUGUUUUACAACGUAGGGUCUGUAACUGUUUGAAGGCUGCCUUGCAUGGAGAAACGCAACUUGCAAGUAACCCAUCAAACUUCAAACCCAGUUACCAUAACUGCAUCUCUGUAAAACACCAUGGAUGUCAAUGCCGGUUAUCACCUAGCUAGCUAAACAUUGCAGUCUUGUAAAAAAAAAAACAACAAAAAAAAACAAAACAAAACAAAAAAAAUCGCUCUUUAUUAAAGCGUUGUUAUUUUCAA
Melanotaenia boesemani (Boeseman's rainbowfish) is the source of this 5722-nucleotide messenger RNA. Its product is annotated as phosphatidylinositol-binding clathrin assembly protein-like. The transcript is spliced from 19 exons. NCBI's taxonomy places the organism in Eukaryota, Metazoa, Chordata, Actinopteri, Atheriniformes, Melanotaeniidae. The record is from RefSeq and is a predicted model, not a curated record. The coding region runs from base 680 to 2410 and encodes 576 amino acids. Gene Ontology annotation, cellular component: extrinsic component of presynaptic endocytic zone membrane; clathrin-coated vesicle; synaptic vesicle. Gene Ontology annotation, biological process: clathrin coat assembly; synaptic vesicle budding from presynaptic endocytic zone membrane; clathrin-dependent endocytosis. Gene Ontology annotation, molecular function: SNARE binding; clathrin heavy chain binding; phosphatidylinositol-4,5-bisphosphate binding.